Molecule: messenger RNA, 1968 nt
Organism: Vitrella brassicaformis
Lineage: Eukaryota; Vitrellaceae
Source: the annotation of a GenBank genome assembly
CGUUUGGCUGUGUCUCACCUCUCAACGGACCACAAAGGACAGCAUCGCGUCUCGUUGGAGGUGAGAAGGGCUGGAGGCAGACCAGUAGAUAAGGAGAGAGGCUCAGCAGAAAGUAAUGGCAAUCGAAUGCGUCUAUUCCUGUAUAUUCCCGUCCCUGAUGCAGCAGCACCAGCAGUACACCCGCGGCUUCGGUGAGGCCGAGUUGCGCCGCACAGCCGCAAGGUGGGCAACGCCAGAGGACAUCGCGGCGAUACGGGCGCUCAUCGCGGCACACCGGGACCCCUCUAAGACCGACGCUGAGGUCCACGAGCUCGCCCUGAAGGUCCCACACAUGGGGGUAAGCGGGAUGGGGCAGCAACGAGGGCAGAGAGAGUGUCAGCUCAGCCUCCCAGUCAGUCUCACUACACACAAGUGGAGGGUGACGGCAAUGGAAUGCAUCACAUACCCUCAUUGGUGUGUUGCUUCAGGAAUGCGCCGAGGGCGGUAUCGCCCACCUGACGGGAGUGGAGAUGAGCGACCUGAUUCAGGCGAUGGGGCGGGCGUUCGGUCCGAAGCGCGGUGAGCAGAAGGGGACCAAGACGAUGGACCUCGUCGACGCCAUGGCCCGGCCCUCGAGGGCGGCGGGUGAGGAGGGAAAGACAAGAUCGCAUGAGACUGUAAAAUAGCCAUGUGUGUUAUGCGCCUCCCUCUUUUCGGCCCGACAUUCCCAAGACCAACCCUGUCGUGGCGCUACUGAAUAGGUACGUGAACACGAGACAUAAUAAGGCAGUCAAUCCAAGUGUGUGUACGUCUCCCGCUCUUUGGUGCUUAGAGGCGUAGAUGCUCACCUGGCUUGCGUCUGUGCGCGCGCGCGUGUGUGUGUGUGUAUCGUGCAGAUUGCUGCAGGUCAACCCAGCGGAUCGACUCAAGGCAGAUCAGGCCUUCUUGGACGACGCGUUCAUCGCGGCCCGUGCUCACAAGGCAGGUCAGUCAAUCAGCUUAUGGGCAACACUGAACCACUCCCCACCGCAAGUGUCUCUGUCUUUCUGUGGCUGCUGGUGCUUUCAACAGCUCAAGCUGCUGCUGCCGCUGCUGCCGCCCUCGCACCACAGCCACCAGUGCAGCCGCCUCCUGCAGCCGCACCACAGCACCAGCCGCCUGCAGUCAAGAAGAAGAAGAAGGCCGCGCACGAGAAGGCCGCGCACAAGAAGGCCGCGCACAAGAAGGUCCCGCACAAGCCCAAUAAGGUGUUCAAGAAGAAGCCCACAGGAAGCAGCCACAUCGGGAAGGGGCAGCCGUCGGUCCAGGGCAAGGGCAAGAACGAGGUGGUGGGAGGGAAGCAGACGAGAAAGGCCAUCGCAAAGAAGACACUCGCAGGAGCCAGCCAUGGCGGCGGGAAGGCGCAGCCAUUGGUCAAGAGGAAGGCCGCCAAGGCCAAGGCAGGGGACACGAAGGAGGCUAUCGCAGAGAAGAAAGCCACAGCCACGGUACGAAAGAAAUAGGAUGAAUGGAUGACAGGAUGACAGAGCCACGACAAGGACCAUGGCGAGCUCUGUGUGUGUGUGCGUCUGUGCAGGCUCCUGUUUGUGAGGUCAAGGGCAAGACGAAGGUGCAGGCCAUGCGGGCCAAGGCCGGCGAGGGCUGCGGGUGAGAGACAGACAAGCUGCGGGUGGAUUCCCAUGUAUGUUGUGCGUCUCCAUCCUCUUUUUUCGUCAGAAGACAGACCUUUGAAUCGCCGUCUACAUUUUAUAUUUCGUUGGCUGUGUCUCACUUUGUCAACGGACCUCUUCAGCAGAAGGGAAGACUACUGCAUCAGUGCGGCGUGAGAUUGCGGAGGGGCCGCAGCUGACGGCUGAGCAGAUCGCACAAGAUGGCGAGGGCGAGAGAGGAGAGGCGUAAAGAGGAGGAAGAGGCCAAGAGGAAACAGGUGGGAUGGAUGGAUGGAUGGGUGGGAAGGUUGACACGCACACACACACACACACACACAGA